AUAUAAAAAAAGAUCUUGUAGAAAUUAGAAAUUCGAAUUUGUAUAUACCUCACACAUACACCUUGACAUCCUUACACAUACACCUUUUCUAUAUGUACAUCUUGUUUGUGCGAUCACACCUAGGUUUAAGUAUCUCAGGCAAUACUGUCAAAUAGAGAUGUCAUUCGUGAUUGAGCGCUAAAACAGAAAACACGCAAUUCUUCAGCCUUCAGUUAAUUCUUCCGAAAUUAAGAAAGAUUACAAUUCAGAAGUGGGAUAAACCGUUUGUGCCGAAAAAUGCUUACAAAAGAGGAACUUCUUUGUGCUUUGGAAGUUGCUAACAUCGAAGUGCCUCCGAAAGCAACUUUACCACAACUACGCAUGUUGUACGAGCAAAGUGUACCGAAAAACAAAAUGGAGGAACAAUCAACCCAGAAUUUCAUUCCUCAAAGAGUGUGUGCAGAUGAAGACGAAGUGACGAACAAUGGAAACCACGUUGCAGCAGCCGCCAUCUUGAUGAAAGACAAAGCUGCUCCGACAUCUUCGACGCAAGGUGCUUCAUUCGACGCAACUUCUCAUCAAUUGGAAUUAAUGGCGCUACGAGCAAAAAUUAUGGAAAUGGAACAGCGGCAGACGUUUACGGAUGGUCGAUUGGUUCAUCCCGAGGAGUUGAAACAUUUGAUACCGGAAUUUUCUGACGGCCUCGGUAUCAAUAAGUGGAUCAAUACGAUUCGCUACAAUAGCGAAUUAUAUGGAUGGCAGGAUCGCACGAUGCUUUUAUAUGCAGGCAGUCGGUUGACUGGAGCAGCAAGCGAAUGGUACAAUGGCUUCCGUAACACUUUGAAGACAUUCGACGAAUUCGCUGACACAAUUAAAAAGGCUUUUCCUGAUCGCUGUAACGAAGCCGUUAUUCAUAGCCAAUUAGCAUCGGUCUACAAGAAAAUUUCUGAGUCGUACACAAGCUAUGUAUACCGAGUAAAUGCGCUGGGAAUGUCAGGCCACGUGAGUGAGGAGGCUAUCAUAACUUAUGUCAUCAGAGGACUUUCUCGUGACCCUCUCUAUGAUAGCCUUGUGACCAAGGAUUACCGCGAUAUUUACGACCUGAUUGACAACAUUAAGCGAUAUGAAUCCCAUCUUCUGUUGCGCAAAAACCCAGAACGCCGCAGCCCAUCUCACAUCAACACCAUUUCCCCGAGACCGAUUCCACCAAGACAAACGACGACAGAACCUCUUCGAUGUUAUAACUGCUCGAAUCAUGGACAUCAUUCAUCGCAAUGCACACAACCUCGCCGAGCUCCGGGUUCCUGUUUCCGAUGUGGUAGCACAUCACAUGUCAUUCGCAACUGUCCUGUCCCAGAUAGACGUCAACUAACGGUUGCUGCGGUACAGGGCAACGACAAUGAAACAGCGCAUCUAGAUUCUGGGGAAAAUGGAAACUUCGUUCAACUUGAGGCCUAUCAGGAGCUCUAAAAGCUUCAUAAAUGAAGCCAUUGUUCCGGUUACAAAACUAAGCGCUCCCCAACCAAGUGGAUUUCGAGGAAUAGGAAAUGUGAAUUUACAAACUCUUGGAACAGUACAGCUAAAACUUAGUUUUCGUAAUCAAACAUUCAUUCACAAUUUCUAUAUUUUACCAAAAAGCUACAUGUCCCUAUCCAUGAUAGUAGGGAGAGAUUUGUUAUCAGAAUUUAACAUCACACUCGCUCAAUUCCGUAAACAUUACAGCAAACUUAUGCUGAUGAAUUUAAAUAAAGAUAAAAUUCUGAACUUAAAAAAACCGGGUUUUUACCAUAAGCUCCAAACGUUGGGUCUUUUACGUAGUUCGAUCCAGGCUCCCUUACCAGAGGUAUGCAAAGAUUCGAAAUUGUCCGAUCCCAAUAUUUCUUCAAAAUUCAUUUCGAUAUCAGACAAAUCUGAACAUAAACAACAAUAUGACACAACUUUUUCUGAAAUGUGUUCUAUAAAUAUUAGCGAUGAGGCUAGCACUAUAAAUGUUGGAGAACAUCUUUCUAAAGAACAAGGCAUUGCUUUAAGAUCAAUAGUGUCCAAUAAUUACAUUAAUUUUCCGGAUAAACAUAUAAUACCAUCUGCUCAUAAAAUGCGAAUUAGCUUAACUCAUGAUACUCCUAUUUUCACAAAGCCUAGACGACUUUCUUUCGAUGAAAGGAAUAAAGUAAAAGUCAUUGUGAAGGAUUUAUUAGAGAAAAAUAUAAUAAGACCCAGUAACUCUCCUUAUGCUUCCGCACUGGUACUCGUUAGGAAGAAAAAUGGCGAAAUUCGUAAGUGUGUCGACUACCGACCUCUUAAUAAAGUAACAAUCCGCGACAACUACCCGCUUCCACUCAUAGAGACGUGCCUAGAACACUUGGGCAAUAAAAAAUUCUUUACGUUACUAGACCUAAAGAGUGGUUUUCAUCAAGUGGCAAUGGACGAGGAUUCAAUUAAAUUCACAGCGUUUGUUACUCCAGACGGCCAGUACGAGUACACGCGUAUGCCCUUCGGAUUAAAAAACGCGCCAGCUGAAUUUCAGCGUUUCAUUAAUACAAUUUUGCGGAAAUUCAUCGAGAAUGAAAAGCUGGUUGUAUACAUUGACGACAUUCUCAUAGCUUCUCAAGACUUUAAAGAACAUCUUGAAAUAGUUAGUGAAGUUUUGCAUACUCUACGAAAUAAUGGGUUGGAGCUACGGCUUGAUAAAUGUAAGUUUGCUUACGAUGAAUUGGAUUACUUAGGAUACAAGGCCAAUCAUUCAGGUAUAUGUCCUAGCGAUAAUCAUGUAAAAAUUAUCAAAAACUAUCCUG
This is a messenger RNA of Anopheles coluzzii, 2774 nucleotides long. RefSeq lists its product as uncharacterized. The record is from RefSeq and is a predicted model, not a curated record. Gene Ontology annotation, molecular function: nucleic acid binding; zinc ion binding. The transcript is spliced from 2 exons. NCBI's taxonomy places the organism in Eukaryota, Metazoa, Arthropoda, Insecta, Diptera, Culicidae. The coding region runs from base 277 to 1449 and encodes 390 amino acids.